Molecule: messenger RNA, 1321 nt
Organism: Petromyzon marinus (sea lamprey)
Lineage: Eukaryota; Metazoa; Chordata; Hyperoartia; Petromyzontiformes; Petromyzontidae
Product: receptor expression-enhancing protein 5-like
Source: RefSeq, a predicted model, not a curated record
GAGGGUAGGGAUCUCAUGUUCACACCAUGUGGUUGUAAUACCCCCUCCUCACAUGCAAAGUGCGUCUUGAGGCUGAGAGAAUCGCCUCUGAAUGAAAGUGAUCGCAGACCAACCAAGACAUUCAAUCGCGAUACACCUUGGGCAACAUGCACCGGGCACAAGAAUACAGGAAGAGUUAAUUCACGAUAUGCUUUUUUGGGUUCCAGGAAGUCGGAACGUUCUGAUUUCCCAGAUCUCGUCCUGACGACGCUUUUCACGGUGCCAAGAGAUUUGUCACGUGCCCUGACUGCUGCUAGGUCUGGCUGUGAGAAUUAUUCUCCUACGACUCCAUCGGGGUUCGCCGCGGUCAUUGCCGUAUACCUCGCCGUCGGCUACGGAGCGUCGCUGCUGUGCAACCUCGUGGGAUUCUGCUACCCGGCCUACCGAUCGAUCGCGGCGAUCGAGAGCUCCAGCAAGGAGGACGACACCAAGUGGCUCACCUACUGGGUGGUCUACGGACUCUUCUGCGUGGGGGAGUUCUUCUCCGACCUCGUUCUCUACUGGUUCCCCUUCUACUACUUCUUCAAGUGUGCCUUCCUCGUGUGGUGCAUGGCGCCCGUGCCGUGGAACGGCUCCGCCGUGAUCUACCAGCGCAUCAUCCUGCCCUGGUUCCACGCCCACUCGGCUCAGGUGGACCGCGUGAUAGACGACCUGAGUGGGCGGGCGCGCAUGGCUGCCGACGCAGCCACGUCACGAGCCACCUCGGCCGCCGUCGGCAUCGCGACGGCGGCCUUGGACACCAAGGCCAAGAAAAGUUCGUGACUGCGACACCGCCCAGCGGGGCCGCAGAGCCGACCGAUGCUGCGUUCGGCUCGACGAGGCAGCUUGAAACUUGAGGGCCCCCUCUUCCGCGGCCGCUGAAUCCGGCUCGUGGGGGUGGUGCGGGGGGGGGGGGGGGGUGGGGAGUCCGUGCGGGGGUCGGGGUCAGGGGUUAAUCAUUUAUUUGCCACUCCGUGCCACGUCGUUGGGUCGUGCCACCCGGCCGCGUGGGGGCGGCGUUGGGGGGCCGCGGCACCUCGGCACGGCUCGGUUUGUUGCGGCCAGCGCGACCUGGCGAGUUUCGGCGUUCACCGACCUGCGCUUUGGCUUUUGAGAGGGAGCAAGCGGUGAUGUGGCGAGUUAGGAAGCUUCCCCACCCCCCCCCCCUCCCGGUGUUUCAGGUCUGCCACGGUUCCACACCUACAUUUAUUUACAUCUCUCUCUCUCUCUUGCCCUUCAUCUCUCUCCCUAUCCAUCUCUCUCUCCAUCUCUCUCUCGAGAGAGAGAGAUGGAGAGAGAGAGA